AUGAUCAAGGCAUUUCCUUUCUCUCCCUCGUUACUCAAAUCAUCAUCUUCCAUUGUUCUCUGGAUUUUGUGAUGCGAUGCACUUAGCAUCUUCCUCUUCCUUCUACUCGUCUCCGGCGAAGAAUCUCUUGGCUAUGUUCUUGAAAGCUCGAGCUUUCUCGGUAACCACACAGAAUCCUCCUGAUCUCUUCUCUCUUCUUCAUCAUUCCCAAAACGCUAAGCAUCUACGCCAUCUCCAUGCUCAUCUUCUUCGUACCUCUCUCUACUCCAACGUUGUGCUCAGCUCCAAGCUCGUUCUCGCUUACUCCAAGAUGAAUCAUCUCUUUCCCACUUCGCUUUCUGUCUUCUGGCACAUGCCUUGUCGCAACAUUUUCUCUUGGAAUAUAAUCAUCGGUGAGUUCUCUAGAUCGGGGUUUGCGUCGAUUUCGAUAGGAAUGUUUCUUCGUAUGUGGCGAGAGUCCAACGUUAGGCCUGAUGAUUUUACGCUUCCUCUUGUUCUGCGAGCUUGCUCUGCUUCUCGGGAAGCGAAAUUUGGAGAUUUGAUUCAUGUUCUGUGUUUGAAACUUGGGUUUAACGCAAGUUUGUUUGUUCGUUCGGCAUUAGUGAUUAUGUAUGUAGAUUUGGGCGAAAUUUUACAUGCACGUAAGUUGUUCGAUGAUAUGCCUGUGAGAGACUCUGUUCUUUAUACAGCUAUGUUUGGUGGGUAUGUUCAGCAAGGUGAAGCUCUGUUGGGCUUGGCCGUGUUUAGAGAAAUGAGGUAUUCUGGAUUUUUGCUGGAUUCAGUGGUAAUGGUGAGUUUACUUAUGGCUUGUGGACAACUUGGAGCGUUGAAGCAUGGGAAGAGUGUCCAUGGAUGGUGUAUCCGAAGAUGUUCUUGCUUCGGUUUGAAUCUUGGAAAUGCGAUAACAGAUAUGUAUGUAAAGUGCUCCAUACUGGACUAUGCGCACACAGUAUUUGUAAAUAUGCCGAGACGAGAUGUGAUCUCUUGGAGCUCUCUUAUUUUGGGUUAUGGCUUGGAUGGAGACGUGGUAGUGUCUAUAAAACUCUUUGAUGAGAUGCUUCAGGAAGGAAUUGAACCCAAUGCUGUCACUUUUCUUGGUGUCUUAUCAGCUUGUGCCCAUGGCGGUCUUGUGGAAAAGUCUUGGCUGUAUCUCAGACUAAUGCAGGAAUAUAAAAUAGUUCCUGAACUAAAACACUAUGCUAGUGUGGCGGAUUGUAUGUCUCGGGCAGGUCUUCUGGAGGAAGCAGAGAAGUUUCUGGAAGAUAUGCCCGUGGAACCUGAUGAGGCUGUUUUGGGUGCGGUGUUGAGUGGGUGCAAGGUGUAUGGGAAUGUAGAAGUAGGGGAAAGAGUGGCGAGGAAGCUGAUUCAACUUGAGCCGAGAAAAGGUAGUUACUAUGUAACGUUGGCCGGUCUAUAUUCAGCUGCAGGUCGGUUUGACGAAGCUGAGAGUCUGAGGCAGUUGAUGAAGGAGAAGCAGAUUUCUAAGGUUCCCGGGUGUAGCUCAAUAUGAAAGAUGGGAUGCAGAUUUCAGCGUUAUCUGGUUGUACAUGUGAAAGAUUACCAGAAUGGUAAAGAUCAAAAUCGCACCAAAAGCUGUUGAACCUUACAUCUAGAUUUUGGUAAUGAGGCUCAGACAUAGCUAAUUGUAUACAUGGAAAAGUUGUGGUGUCCGGUCCGAUUUUUGAAAAUAGUCUUUAGCUACUACGGCAUGUUUCACCUCGCUGUUAGUGGAAAGCAACGGAUCAUUGAUUUCCUCAGCAAAUAAGACAUUUAAACAAGGCCUAGCGACUACAGUCUCAGCUGUCUGCAUAGGGUCAGAAUCCACUUCAUCCAAGUUCAUGCUGCUGACAUUAUUUGUAUGUGAAUUUGCUAAAAGACCUUGCUGGGCCAAGAUGGUCAAUAAGGGUUACAAAGUUCAAAAUCUCUGUUAGAUGAGACAGAACAAAGUUUCUUUUCAAAUAAAACAAAUGGUAGCCUCAGAAUGAGAAUGUUCUACUGUAUGGAAAAGCAUUGAACAUAUUGUAUGGUGUUCCAGUAAAAGGAUUAGAGCAAUGGGAGAUGACUAUUGAUAUGGUGUACCAAUCUGCUGAUUCAAGUAUCUCUUCAAACUCUAUGGCUUGUAUAUCAGAAAUCUGUACACUAAUUUAUUCUAAGUGCACAGAAACUUAUACAAGCUAAAGUUUCAAUUGUUAGAGCACAAAGAAGAGUUUUUUGUUGUUGGUAUUUAUAUGCCUCUCUCUAUAAAUGUAUAAACCCGGUUAAUUGUUUGUAAACCCAGUUGAACCUCGUCCCAAAAGCUUUUAUGGUUCGGUGUCCCCGUCCGAUUUUGAAAA
This is a messenger RNA of Arabidopsis lyrata subsp. lyrata, 2333 nucleotides long. Its product is annotated as pentatricopeptide repeat-containing protein At4g14170. Lineage: Eukaryota; Viridiplantae; Streptophyta; Magnoliopsida; Brassicales; Brassicaceae. Gene Ontology annotation, biological process: RNA modification. The transcript has a single exon. Gene Ontology annotation, molecular function: protein binding; RNA binding. Bases 77 to 1510 code for a protein of 477 amino acids. The record is from RefSeq and is a predicted model, not a curated record.